Molecule: messenger RNA, 4866 nt
Organism: Metarhizium album ARSEF 1941
Lineage: Eukaryota; Fungi; Ascomycota; Sordariomycetes; Hypocreales; Clavicipitaceae
Product: C3HC4 type (RING finger) zinc finger containing protein
Exons: 4
Coding region: 1-4866 (1621 amino acids)
Biological process (GO): ribosome-associated ubiquitin-dependent protein catabolic process; rescue of stalled cytosolic ribosome
Cellular component (GO): cytosol; RQC complex
Molecular function (GO): ribosomal large subunit binding; ubiquitin protein ligase activity
Source: RefSeq, a predicted model, not a curated record
AUGAAGCGCGGGCAGCGGGGCUUCGCUUCGUCGACUGGCGGGGCUGGCUUUGGCUUCGGAGCUCCUGCGUCUGGGACUUCUUUAUCAUAUCUUACCGAACCGCCAUCCUUCACGGCCGUGUCGGACCCCAACGUCAUUGUGUCAUUGAAGAAUGUCCUCAAGAAGGACAGCAUUACCAAAGCCAAAGGCUUGGAGGAUCUUAUUCAACAUGCGCAAUCGCAUUCAUUUGACGAUCACGGUGGCGUUGAAGAAGCCUUGCUCGACAUCUGGACCCAGAUCUACCCUCGCAUUUCCGUAGACAACUCCAGGCGCGUGCGAGAACUAUCCCAUACCCUGCAGUCAGAGCUUUUGCGUUCGGCCCGCAAGCGCAUGGAACGCCAUGUGCCAAAGAUUGUUGGACCCUGGCUUGCAGGACUCUACGAUCGCGAUCGAAUGGUAGUGAGGGCUGCUCACGACGGACUUUCAUCAUUUCUAACCACACCAGACAGGCUGAGAGCCUUCUGGGUCAAAUGCCACCCGCAGAUUCUAGAGUUUGCCAUCCAAGCUAUUCGAGAAACCCAAGCGACCCUCAGCGACGAGCGGUCCACGACGGCCGAGGAUGCCGAGGCCAAAUACUUUAGGGUCGUGACGUCAAGCCUGUCCUUGGUCUUGGGCUUGCUUCAAACCCUUGACGAUGCCGGCCUGCAAAAGUUUGCAGACAAAUACGACGAGUAUUUCAGCGAAGAGUCUGUCUGGAAGAGCAUUACCUUCAAAGACUCGGCAGUUAGAAGAUCUGUCUGUCAGUUGCUGUUUGCCUGUCUGGAUCGUCAGCUUCCCUACGGCGCGACGGCCAAGGCGAAACAGGCGUUUGUCACCGGAGGGUUAAGAACCAGCCAGGCAGGGUCAGCGCUCGAAUAUGUCAGAGCCUUGACAAAACUGACACAGAGCGAUUCUUCUUUUUGGAUAUCAGGCCCAACGGAUAAAAAGCCACCCAUUGUGCGCCUGCAAUCUUUCAUUUCCAAAGGCUCACAAGGUAGCCCGCCAAGCUUCUGGGAGGCUCUCGACCAACUUAUUGCCCAUAUUCCCGUGGAUGCCCUUGGACUCGAGGCUACGUCUAAAUUGUUGGCGUCGGUUAAGGCUGGAAUCACAAAUCGGGAGGAACCUCGAACAAACUCAUCGUACUCAUGGAAGUGUUUUGCCGACGUGGCCAAGCGAUCCAUUGAACGACUGCAUGGCGGCGCUAAACUAUCAUUUGCGCAAGAACAUUUGUUCCCUCUCUUUGAGAAAUUUCUAUUUUCGACUUCUGAAACCAACGCGAUACCUACUGGCCCGAAUGCCAUGUCUGUACUCGUGGAACUUCAUCUGGAGCUGAUUCAGUCAUCUUCUGACCUCAUUGAUGCUUCGGCUCAAGAAUGGGAACGGCUGGGCAGCGUCUUCUGUACCAACAUUUCGGGCUCCCUACCAGAAGUGUCAAAGGAAUACAAGGCUUCUCAAACGAACAUCGGAGAACAAGGACGGCGUUGGUUCGGUCUUGUUGGUGAGAUAUCUGACCAUUUGAAAGGUCACAAGACCACCCUGCCUGACCAGACUACUGGUCCCUCCAACCGAGUGAUUUCGCAGUGCUGUACAUUGCUAGAGAGCCGCAAUAUGAAGCCUUUUGGUGCAGCACAAAUAAUAGAGUACGCACUAAGCACAUCGAAGCAUCUGUUCUCUGGCGACAAUGGACGGAACCUGGGCGCAUUUUUCCUCGCAGUGGCGGAAGAUGGACUGUGCAAGAUAAUCGAAGCUGCCUCGGCGAGAUACCUACUAUCCGCCCUUGGUAUAUUCGGUUCAAUAGAAGGCCAAGCAAAGACGUAUGAAACAAUCUGGCGAGCAUGGGUGGCUGGGAUUUUGAACACCAGCACCAGCCGGCAAGCACGAAAUACCGCCCUUGCAGGCCUGGUUACCCAAGAAAAGGCUUCCUUCUUGGCUCAAGAAAAUGUGGCUCUGCAAGAUACAUUUUACACCCAGCUUUUAGAAGCCCUUGAUGGAGAAUCGAACACGUUUGAUUUGCUCGAUGCGGCUUGUGUACAUCAGGCGCUGAGCGAUGAUGCGGGCCGAAAGAUAGUAGCAGAGCUGGUGAACCGGUUGUCAAAGCAGACAUCCCAGCUGGACCUUAUUCUCCGUCUACUUGAAACUAUUGCAAAGUCCAAGGCACAGCUGUUUACCGAAGAGCAGAUCCACACCGUGCUUGUUUCUCAGCUACUUGCAUUGUCGGAGAUAAGCGACUCGGACGUGUCUCCCAAAGUCGCCGCAGUCCGUUCUCUCGUGGACGGACAAGCCCAGGGCAAAUUGCACGUCGUGAAUAUCAUCCAGUCCAGUCUCGAAAGAGCUGGACCUCAAUCCUUGGGUAUCCGAACCAUAGUGUCACAGGCAAAGACUGCAGUGCAAAGCAAAGCCGCUUCCUGGGAAGGCAUAUUACCCAGCACCAAUAUCUGGAUGGGUCACUUGGUACCAUUGUUAGAUGCGCCCAUUAACCCGUCCUUGUCGAUUACAAGCAGCAUUGGCGAGAUGCUUUGUUUGCCCCCGCCAGGGAGUCCUCCAAGCGCGGCUCUGCAUUUGCCUCGCGACCGCGAUGGCCGAUGUGUUCCCGCCCGAAUGGCCCUGUACACUUGUGAACUGAUCAAGAAUGAUUUCGACCAUCUUGAAAUUCCCAUACAGUUUCAAAUUGAACUUUUGUACCUCCUGGGUCUCACAGCUCAGAUUGCUUCUGAUCAAAUCACAAUGAUGAGUCGCAAUGGCUUGUGGCUGUCCCUUGAUUCGACAAUCACACUUUCUGAAGCUGAGGAAAUGAUUUCGUCAUCACGGCAUUUGGCCCAGGCAAUUGUCACCAAGUCGAAUGAGCGAAUACAACCAGCCACUGGCUCCUGUAGUAGCUCGUCCUCUAUCAUCCACGGGCUGAUUGACCUCGUAAUGAAAGAAUCACGAGCAUUUUCCUCCCGGGGUGUUCACAGCGCGAGAGUACUGAGCGAGCUCGUUCAGGCACUCAGUGAAGUUCAUGGAAUGCCAAGCUCAAUGGAAGAACAAUACCUAACGUUGGAAAAUCUCAAAGCAAAGCCUGACAGUGCUCUGCUAGCCGCAGGCCUAAUCAGCGGACUUGGGGAAACGGCACAGUCCUCCAAGGCAGUCAGCAACUUUUGUAACCGACUAGUGAGCGACGUCGCAGGAAACACCCCGGAAGACGACAAGACAGGGCUGAACUUGGCACUUCUGGCCAUUACUGCUCAAAUUUACAAGCCAGGAGAGCUUCCGGUGGCUACCAACCGAAUCGUAUUUGCGGUAAAACAGGUGGCUUCGUGGAUACAAAAUGCCACUGUGCUUAGCCCGAGCCUCAGCGCCUCCAUCUGCCGUGCUCUCAACGUACUUUUACCAUGCAUGAAAGACGUUUACGGAUCUCACUGGGAGAUGACCCUGCAGUUCUGUACAAGCCUUUGGAAUGGAGCCGCGAAGGCAAACCUUGAUGAUGCCUUACCGGCCAUUCAUGCCUCCCUCAAGCUAGUCAAGACGCUGGAAAGCAUGAAAGAGCCAAAUGACGACCUUGAGGAUGCGUUGCGAGAAUUUUCCUCUGCAAAGCCUUUGGGCUUGGUUGAGCUUCUCAGAUUAGAUCCAGGGACUAACUCGCAGCCACUUGAGAUUGUCAACGGAAUCCUUUCCCGUGAAGUGGAAAAGAUUCCUGUCAGCAGAAUACCGCAACCUGAAGAACUCUUCAGUUUGAUGGCCUCGCAAUCGAGAGAUGUUCAGACAGCCUCGUUUAACCUCCUCCACAGAAAGAUCCUAGCCGAUCAAGAGCAGAAGUCUAUCGAAGUCCUUCUAGACAAGACUGACGCUCGGUUACCUGAUGAACUCGUCUCGCUGUUCCUCGAUCCCCCAACCUUGGAGAAGUUCUCGGAUGAGUGGCUGUCGUUGUUUCCGACAUCAAUACGCGGCUACUUGCUGUCGUGGAAGUUGGUGUUUGACGCGUACUCGUCAUCGUCGUUCAAGAUCCGCAACGACUAUACUGAGCAUUUGAAGUCGGAGAAAUUGAUUGACCCUCUGAUGGACUUUUUGUUUGAUGUUUUGGGCCAUUCAGCUGCUCACCCGCUUAACCUUGAGAAAGAAAAUAUCGGGCCUGCGCAAAUUUGCGACUACGACAUCAAAUCCGCAGAGGCGGAGAGCGCAGAACAGAGCCUGCACUGGCUACUUGUUCAUCUGUACUACCUCACGCUCAAGUUUAUCCCUAGUCUCUUCAGGACGUGGUACAUGAACUGCCGCUCAAAACAAACCCGAAUCGCUGUAGGAUCCUGGACCACAAAGUACUUGUCCCCCAUCAUUAUCAGGGAGACCUUGGACGGCAUACAAGUUUGGGCGGACCAGCAACAAUCGUCGGCGACGGAUGAACAGGAACUCAUAGUCAAGGUAUCCAAGCUGGGCAAAGAAAUCACGGCGGGAUACGAAGUGGACGAGUCGCAGGCAGCCAUUGUCGUCAAAAUGCCACCCAGCUACCCGAUCGAGAGCGUGACCGUGUCGGGCCUCAGUCGCGUCGUGGCCAACGAACGCAAAUGGCAAAGUUGGAUCAUGACGACUCAGGGGGUCAUUACAUUUUCCAACGGCAGCAUCAUAGACGGCCUUCAGGUGUUCAAGCGCAACAUCAUGGGCGCGCUCAAAGGCCAGAGCGAGUGCGCAAUUUGCUACAGCAUCAUCAGCACGGACAAGCGCACGGCUGACAAGCGAUGCCGUACCUGCAAGAACCUGUUUCACAGGACAUGUCUAUACAAGUGGUUCGAGACGAGUAGCCAGAAUACUUGCCCAUUGUGUAGGAAUACGAUUGACUACUUGGCGGCGGAUAUAUCGAAGAGGAGGCAUGACUAG